Struthio camelus australis is the source of this 1241-nucleotide messenger RNA. The record is from RefSeq and is a predicted model, not a curated record. Lineage: Eukaryota; Metazoa; Chordata; Aves; Struthioniformes; Struthionidae.
GCAAAAGAAAAAGUUAUGUAUGAAAAAGAAGCAAAACAGCAAGAAGAAAAGAUUGAAAAAAUGAAAGCUGAAGCAUGUGAUGAUUAUGGAAUUAAGAAGCAGAUCGAGAUCUUGCAAGAAUCACGAAUGAUGAUUCCAGACUGCCAGCGCAGAUUAGAAGUUGCACACGCAGAUCUUUCUCAACUAUUAGAAAAUGAAAAGGAAUUGGAAGAAGCUGAAGAGUAUAAAGAAGCACGUUCCAUACUGGAGUCAGUGAAGCUGGAAGCCUAGAAGUUUUUCAGUACUCUCUUUAUGUGUGUUAGCACUGGGUCCAUUCCACACUUCUGUUUGACCACAGCUCUCUCAAUAGUGUUGACUUGCUAAGGUUCCCUUUAUGCAAAUAACUAGCCUUUCUCUAUCUCCAAAAUGCAUUGAAUAAAGGAUGUUCUGAAACAUGUGUGUUCCAUAUUCAGGCAAAAUAAAAAUAUUGCCACUUUACCUCAAAUAUAGAAAGAACAAAAAAGAAGCUUAUGUAACGUAAGCCUAAUAGUGUAAUAGUUAAUAUACAAAACUUAACCUGAACAACUCAGGCUAAGAAACAGAGUACAGUUCAAGGGUCUAGCUAUGUAAAAAGUGUGACAAGUCGAUAAAUGCUUUAGCACCUUAUCUUGGAAAUAUUUUCAGUCUGUACUGAAACAGCGGAUGGGCGAAAUGACCCUUCAAAGUCACCCAUCUUUCUUCUAUGAUACUAUUUAUCUGUAAUUUUGCAAAGUAUUAUUCUGUGUUUCUUUCUUUUUGAACACAAGGCAGAAUUAAGAGCUGAUUCCAAACCUUUCUUAAUUUGCCUGGGGUUGAUUUGUAGAGCUCAAAUUCACAUUAUUACCAUUAAUCAAGAUUAAGUUGCUUUUUUCAAGAAACAAAAUUUAGCAGCUGUCUAGUAAUGUUGUCAGCUGAACUUACCGGUAGAAGUUCUGAAGUGAAUCUUUUUCCCUGAAAGCACAGCUGGUCAUCUUGGCCUGUGUGACUUUUUUUUGAGCAAAGCUCAAAACCCAGAAGCUGAGAGUACUAAUGCAUAUGGGAACAAUGCUAAUCUGCCUGGAGGACCAUUAAAACAUUAUGUACAAAACCUGUGGCUCUUUCAGGAUGACUUCUCUAAUUUUUCUAGUUUGAAAGUUUUUUGGCAUGUUCUUUAAGGGCAACACAGCACAGCGUACCUUUUGUGUGGUGCUAUAUGAAACAGUCUAAUAAAAUUUUUUUGUUUA